Molecule: messenger RNA, 844 nt
Organism: Nicotiana tabacum (common tobacco)
Lineage: Eukaryota; Viridiplantae; Streptophyta; Magnoliopsida; Solanales; Solanaceae
Product: cytochrome c-like
Molecular function (GO): heme binding; electron transfer activity
Source: RefSeq, a predicted model, not a curated record
ACGUUCCACUUUGCAUUUUCACUAACCCGAAAAGGCUCUUCGUUGAAUCAGAAAGCUCUAGAAACCUCUCCAAAACCCUGAAGAAUUUCCCUUUUUAUUUCGCCUGAACCUCAAAACUAAACUUGUCAUUUUGCUACUUCUCAAUUUGCUUUUGCUUAUUGGAAAUCAGAAAACAAUGGCAACGUUCGAGGAAGCACCAGCAGGUAUUCCCAAAGCCGGAGAGAAAAUCUUCAAAACCAAGUGCGCUCAGUGUCACACCGUCGAUAAAGGCGCUGGUCACAAACAAGGGCCAAACUUGAACGGGCUCUUUGGAAGACAAUCUGGUACAACUCCAGGUUACUCUUACUCUGCUGCAAAUAAGAAUAUGGCUGUGAUCUGGGGAGAGAACACAUUAUAUGAAUACUUGCUCAAUCCGAAGAAGUAUAUUCCUGGGACGAAAAUGGUCUUCCCUGGGUUGAAGAAGCCACAGGAGCGUGCAGAUCUUAUAGCUUAUCUGAAGGAAUCAACUGCAUGAAGAUCUCUUUGGAAAAUCAUGAUACUUUUGCUAGUGGCCUAGAGUUGUAUCCAAUGGUAGCCUUACACAUUUUAUAUUUUUAAAGUCAUCCUUUAGCCGAUCAAAUAACACCACAUACUUUAUCAUGUCAUUCUUCUGGUUGAGCAAGCCAGUCUUGAGGAAUUUUGUCAAGAGUUUGUUAUUUGAAGUCUUUUCAAAUCUUUACGUGCUCAUGAAUGUGUUUGGAGCCAGUUCGUUGUGAACAGCUUACAUAUCUGGUGUUCCUGUGUUUUAUCCUUCACAAGUUGCUCUGUUGGUAUUUUAUUCAAAAAAAAAAAAGGAUUCUUCUGA